GAUGGUCGUGAUGCUGGAUUGAUGGGUUCCCCAGGUAAGCGUGGCCCAAGAGGACCUAAGGGACUUCGAGGACGUACAGGGAAGCCAGGGGUUGCUACAGGAGGUGCAGUGUACACGCGGUGGGGAAGAAAAACAUGUCCUGGCACAAAUAAAACAACGAAAUUGUACUCAGGUGUGAUGGCAGGCUCACAUUAUACUCACCCCGGCGGUGGUUCAAACUAUCUCUGUCUGCCAUUGAAUCCAGUAUUCGAAAAAAUUAGCGGAGGAAGUCAGGGAGGUUACAUAUAUGGUACAGAGUACGAAAUAUAUUCGGCUCAAAAACAGAUAUUUCCAAAUUCCAAUCUUCAUGAUCAUGACGCACCAUGUGCUGUAUGCCACAGUGAAUCACGUGCUAGUCAUGUGAUGAUACCAGCUCGUAAUGUUUGUCCAUCUGGUUGGACUAUGGAGUAUAAGGGAUAUCUAAUGGCAGAACAUCAUAAUAACGGCAAAGGACGAACACAAUACAUUUGUGUUGAUGGAAAACCCGAAGCAACCAUUGGAUCACACGUCAACAAGGAUGGAGCUUUGCUUUAUUUCGUUGAAAGUACUUGUGGUAGUAUACCAUGUCCGCCCUAUGUUCAGGGUUAUGAACUGACCUGUGUCGUCUGCACCAAAUGAAGAUAACAAGAAACAGAUCAGGUUUCCUGGCUUUUACAACAGAACAUGAAACUCCUUUGCAGAAUCUUUUCAUUUU
Messenger RNA from Dendronephthya gigantea, 733 nucleotides. Its product is annotated as short-chain collagen C4-like. The record is from RefSeq and is a predicted model, not a curated record. Lineage: Eukaryota; Metazoa; Cnidaria; Anthozoa; Malacalcyonacea; Nephtheidae. The coding region runs from base 22 to 657 and encodes 211 amino acids. The transcript has 3 exons.